CCGUAUUUGUUUUUAAUUAUGUAUCUAUUUAGCUACUUUUUCUGUUGGAGUGUACUGUGUUGUCAUAUAUUCACUUCAUAUAUCGUAAAAGUGGCGGCGGCUGGAGUUCCUUGUUGGUGGGGUUGCUUUCACUCAAGCACAUUCCUUGCUAUGAAUGGUCCGCUUUACUUUGCUUACAAGUAAGGCAGUACGGCUGAUUUGACAAGAAUCAGCUGGACCGGGACCGCCAUUUCCAAGUUUAAUCACUACAGGUUCGUCUGGGCCAUCUGUGGCUUAAUUUUGGUGUAACAGGGUAGCCAAGCCUUGCUACCCACCAGGUUACAGCACAAUACUACCCCACACCACACCCCCAUCAACAACCGCCGCCCCCAAAUCCCUCCUGCCAACAGAACAAACGACUCCUCCCGCGCGUCCGUCCUUCCUUUGUUGGGUAAAAAAAUCCUCCCUCCGACCUCAGCUGCAGCCUCGAGUCAAACCACCCCUCAAUCACCGCCUUGAAAAGCGUCGCUGCCUAGCUAUGGCCGGACGGCGGGACGACUACGACGACCGGGACUACCACCGCGGCCCGCCACGCGGCGCUCCAAUCCAGCUCGCGGAGCGGCCGGCGCCAUUGAGAUCACGAGACCUAGAGGACCUAUGGCGCCGACCCGCGGCGGAGGAGCGUGAUCGCCAGGUAGCCUUCCUGCAGGAUGAUUAUGGGCGCGUGGAUGAUGACCAGCCGCUGGUCUUGAGGGAGAGGAAGGUGGAGACGUUUAGGCGCCAUACGCCGCCGCGGGCGAGGUCGCCGUCUAUGGAGCGUGUGAGGACGAGGAUUGUGGAGGAGCCAGAGGUGUAUAGGCGGGCGAGGUUUGUGGAGAGGGAGAGGGAGAGGGAGAGGUCGCCAAGUCCGUUGUAUGACAGGGAAAGGUUGCCGAGUCCGAUACAUGAGAGGGAGAGAACUAGUGUAAGAGUUGUGGAGAGGGAGAGAGAAAGACGAAGGUCGCCGUCUAGCUCUCCGGAGCCGCGUGCUAGGAUGCCUCGAGAGCCUCCUGUUAUUCGGGCACCCCCGAUUCACCAGGAGAUUAUCACGCAUCAUAGACAUAUAGAUCAUGGUUACCAACCAGUUGCGGUCCCAACACCACCUCUGCGCCUUCGGUCUCAACGCUCCCGGGGAGAUAUCAGAGAGACUGAGAUAGACAUAGUCACCGGGCCGGGCGACACUGAUGUUGAGGUCCAUCGAUCCCAACAACGAAGAUAUCGUGACGGCCGCCCCCAGUUCGUCGACGACGACGAGAUCUACGAACGAGACCGCGAACGAGACCGCCUCAGAGCCCGCACCGACAUUCGCCGUUCUGUGUCCUCGGCGAGAGAUGCAAGGGAUUCGAGAGAUCGCCGCAUACGUCCCAAUGAUUGGGAAGCAGAGUAUUAUGCGAGGAAGACGGACGAACGUGCUUAUAUCGGCGAGGCGUACAACGGCGCCACUAAGAAAUGGGAGAUCAUCGACGUACCACCCGGAACGGAGAGGGUGAGGAUGGAUGGUGUCGCGGGGGGGAGCCAGGAGGUUACGUGGCAGAAGUAUAAUGGAGUGAGGAGGAGCAAGUUUAUCCCGGAGAGGGAUAGUAUGGGGAGUUAUGAUCGGGAGAGGGAGUGGGAGAGAGAUAUACAAAUGGAGAUGGGACGCGGGAUGAGACGAGAGAGGGAGAUGGAUAGAGAAAGAGAUACGUUGAAGAUUAGCAUUGAUAGAAAUAGAGUGUCCCGACCGGUGGCAGAACCGAGAAACAGGUUCGGGGAUCUGUGGACGGAGAUUACGAAGGACUUGGUGGUGAGAGAGGCGAUUGAGGUGAUGGGAUACGAUUACGAGGAGACGGAGUACUUCUUCUAUGUCUUUCGGUAUAUGAAAUAUGAUGAUGUUGUUGAGCUCGUGGACCUCUCGGAUGAUAUUGUCCAAGACAGGAGGAACAGGAUCCGCGAGAUUGCGUGGGAACGCGAGCAACCCAGGCCUCGAGAGAGGGAGAGGGAUAUGCUGACGAUUGAGGCUUCGAGGUCGCGUGCCGAGCCUAUGUAUGAUGAGGAGAGGAUCAUUGACCGGGGGGAGAUCGUCUUUGAUACGCCGAGACGAUCGACGAGGGUAUAUUACUGAGCCUGUUUAGAGCUCUAUGAGAGAUGGGCGGUUUGGUUUGCGUGGAUAUGAUUUAUGACUAGGCAUAUUGUUGGGCCAGAGAAUGAUAGUUUAUGCGGCAUUGCAACAGCCUUAUUGGCGGCAUGUGGGGUUAUGAGGAUUUUUUUACCAUACUCUUUACUCUUGGGAUAUGGAGAUUGAAGGAUUAUGCGAAUCAUAUAGAGAAAACUAGCAGUAUAACUAUAAACGACAUACUAAGGAAUUUUAUUCUCGCAGAACGAUCUUGUCCGUUGAAACAACAUUUCCGCGGCCGUCAAGUAUCACGGCGACUCCCUUUCCCCUUACCCGAUAGACACCAACAGAUAUGCGACUGCUACCUCACCAUAGAGUUAAUCCAUUGAUAUGCCUGUAUCGCCUUCUUUUCAUUGUUAAAAACGCAGAAUGGUGACGGGCAAGGAUAUGCAAUAUCGAAAAGCACCUCGUAUAACUCAUCCUCCUCCCCCUGCCCCAGCCUUUCUACGAGGCCUGGGAAUACGAUUCGAGUAUGAAAGCGUGUGUGCAUCUCGACAUUUUCUUUGUCGGACCACAGGGGGUUUCUAAUUAUCGCAUCUUUUGGUAAGAAGAGUUUUGCGAAUGUCUUGAGAUAAUCUGGUUUCUGUAACUUGUCUCGUAACAAUCGAGCUUUCUGUUCUAUCUCAUGGAUACCUAUAUUAUUGUCUUAGGUUGCGAACAUGAAUAUGGAUAUGCAACUUACCACUAUCGCAUAUACUACCUACUGAACUGAAAGUAAUCUGUUUAUUUCGAGAAAUGCUACGCCACGAGGCUUCGGAGAUGAUCGUGGGGUAGAAUUC
Pseudogymnoascus destructans is the source of this 2949-nucleotide messenger RNA. RefSeq lists its product as uncharacterized. The record is from RefSeq and is a predicted model, not a curated record. The coding region runs from base 518 to 2119 and encodes 533 amino acids. The transcript is spliced from 4 exons. Lineage: Eukaryota; Fungi; Ascomycota; Leotiomycetes; Thelebolales; Thelebolaceae.